This is a messenger RNA of Diuraphis noxia (Russian wheat aphid), 2009 nucleotides long. RefSeq names its product mediator complex subunit 15 (gene MED15). Gene Ontology annotation, molecular function: transcription coregulator activity. Lineage: Eukaryota; Metazoa; Arthropoda; Insecta; Hemiptera; Aphididae. Gene Ontology annotation, biological process: regulation of DNA-templated transcription. The record is from RefSeq and is a predicted model, not a curated record.
UAGUUCAUAGAAUACAGAUUAGAUUGGUUUAGUUCUUCUUCUUCUUCUGUUCUCUGUUGUGAUGUUCAUUAUAUUUUACUGACUAGUGAGUUGUGACUUUAAAAAAUUUUGGGUCUAGUUUUGCAAUUGGCAUGUCACCAAUUAGUGUUGAUAGUAUAUUAUUGUUGCUAUUAAAAUUAAUUUCUUUUAUUAGCGUUCAAUUGGCUUGAAAACGUUACAUUUGAAAUACUACAACAGCCGCCAUGAGCGACGACGAUAUUUGGCGUACUUCGAGUUUUCGCCACAAUGUGGUCAAUAAAAUUGAUGAAGCUAUUGCUCAAUCAGGAAUGCCCACAUCAAAGAACAGUUUAGAAAUGGAGAAUCAUGUGUUCAUGAAAGCCAAAAGCAAAGAUGAAUACUUAAGCUUUGUUGCACGUUUAUUAUUACAUGUAGGUGGAAGAGAUAUGAGAGGUGGUAACCAAAUGAUGAAUAUGAACCAAAACCCUGGCCCUGUAAAUGCAACAACAUUGUUGCAAACAUUAAACAAUCGACCACAAACCCAAAAUAAAUUACCUGGACAAAUGACAAUGGGACCCAGUCCAAUGAAUCAAGGUCCACCAUUGAGACCUGGUGGACCUAUGGGUCAAGGACCAAUGAUGCAAAAUCCUAAUACAGGUCCUAUGGGCAAUCAGAUGGGUCAACAAGGGCCUCCUAUGCCUAUGUCUUCAGUCAUGGGUGGUCCACCAAUGCAGGGUAUGCCUGUUCAAAUGCCUGUACAAGGGAUGCCUGUACAAGGGAUGCCUGUACAAGGGAUGCCUGUACAAGGUAUGCCAGUACAGGGUAUGCCUGGGGUUGUUCCGGGUAAUAUGCCAUCAAAUACUAUGGGUCGAAUGCAACCAAGAAAAAUGCCUGUUGGUCCAGAAAAUGUGAUGAUGAUUCCUAAUCAACCUGUAGUUGGAGGUUAUCCAGCAGGACCACCAAGGUCUGUAGCGAGUAAUCAAUUUCUUAGCCACAAUAGUCCUUCGUCACCUCAACAAUCUCCUGUUAAUGUUCUUCCAUCUAGUAAUCAAAUGAUCGGUUCACCAAGUGGUCCUCAAUUAACUCCUGGUGGCCAAAUGAGUGGACCUAUUAGAUCAAUUGGUAACGUGCCAUCACCAGGUAGUUCAGUUCCAUCUUUAAACACUCCUAUGAACCCAUCAUCUAAUGCUGGUCCAAGUCCUCUGGCUCAGGAAGACAUAGCAUAUAGAGAAAAAGUUAGGCAACUAAGCAAAUACAUUGAACCUUUACGAAAAAUGAUUGCACAUAUGGGGAAUGAAGAUGUUGAGAAAUUAAGCAAGAUGAAAAAGCUUCUAGAAAUACUGUCAACCCCCACCCAACGGAUGCCUCUGGAAACUUUGUUGAAAUGUGAAAUUGCUUUAGAAAGAUUAGAUUUAAGCAGAGCAGAAGGUGGAAGUGUGCCACCCCCACAAUCAUCUACUAUGAGAGAGGUGCAUCCGUUAAUUGAAGUCAUUGGGUCRAUGAUACAAUCUCCAAACUUUAAUCAUACACUCCACAGAACAUUUGCUCCUUGUAUAGAAUUUAUGGUGGGCCAAAGACGACCUUUGUCACCACCACCAUAUGCAGGAAAUGAAAAUUCUAACGAAGUUCAAAGCAUCAUACCUAAAGCAUUAGAAGGUGAAAUCGCUAGACUCGAUCAACGUUUUAAGGUGUCUUUAGAUCCUGUUCGUCCUAGCGGAGUUUCUUGUAUCCGCCUGUUGUGUUGGUUGGAUGACAAAAAUCUGCCUUGUGUGCCCCCAAUUAACAUAAUUGUUUAUGAGAAUUAUCCCCCUGCAAAUCCUGCUUGUAUAAUUUCGUCCAACGACUAUGGUGGUACAUCAUUCCUUAUGUGUGUUAAAGAUGUGUUUGAAUCAAGGAUGAUGUUGAUGCCAGUCCGUUUUACAGUGUCUCAUAUACUUGACUCGUGGGAAAUGAGUGUUAGGCAAGCAGUAGCUCUUCUACUCGAUAGCAAAGAUUCAAUUGCCAAUAAUUGA